CUAAGCUCGAAAGCACGCUCUGACCAAAAAUAAAAACGAGUGAUCGAAAAAUCAAAAUUUUAGAAAAAACCAAACUAAAAUUCUCGUGACCCUUCCUUGGUAGUUGGUACUUGGUUUGGCACGCCUGAGCCUGAGAUGGGAUGAGUCUCACGCCAACUUGUCAAAAGAACCCUUCUUAGCCCUUCUUCGGUCACCGUCCCGUGUUAGUUGAAAGUGAUUUUUUUUUUAAUUAUUCAUAUAGAUUAAAAUUAAACACAAAAUAUUUCCUUCAAGAAAAAAAAUUAGCCAGAGAGAGAGCGAGAGAGAGAGAGAAAGGGUCGCUUUAAGGCACAGAAGCUUUAAAUGCGAGUUGGUUGAUUGUAGCUUCCUUUCAAUCUUCUCCUAAUGCUUAUGGACUAAGCAUUUGCCCAAGAGCGCGUUUUUUAUUCUCAAUAUCCUUCUUCUUGUUAUUAUUAUUAUUGUUAUUGUUCUUUGUUGUUAACAUAUAUUAAUAACUCUUUCUUAAACCCAAAUCUUGUGACAUCACAAACCGUACCCUUUUUGUUUAUUUCCUUUGUGGGUUUUCAAUUCGUGCAAAUUUCUGCGACACCCAGAUGGAUUUUGCGCUGAAUCCGUGUCCUUUGCGAUCUUCUACGUUCGUGAAUUUCGUCGAGAGGGUUAAACAGCUUGGUACCCUCGCCUUUUCUGCAGUCAUUGGGAACAUCUUCUCCGCGAUCUUGACCUUCUGCUUCGCAUUAGUUGGCACUUUGUUGGGGGCUUUGACUGGAGCUUUGAUAGGACAAGAAACUGAGAGUGGCUUCAUUCGAGGGGCUGCUGUUGGUGCCAUAUCAGGAGCUGUUUUUUCCAUUGAAGUGUUUGAAUCCUCUCUUGUUCUCUGGCAAUCUGAUGAAUCUGGGAUUGGCUGUGUCUUAUACUUGAUUGAUGUUAUUGCCAGCUUACUGAGUGGGAGACUUGUGCGUGAGAGGAUUGGUCCGGCCAUGUUGAGUGCUGUUCAAAGUCAGAUGGGUGCUGUUGAAGCCAGCUUUGAUGAGGUUCAAAACAUCUUCGACACCGGGGGUUCCAAAGGUUUGUCUGGAGAUUUGGUUGAAAAAAUCCCCAAAAUAAAAAUUACAACAGACAACAAUUUUGAUGCAUCCGGUGAUAGAGUCUCUUGUUCAGUUUGCCUGCAGGACUUUAUGCUUGGAGAGACAGUAAGAAGCUUACCUCAUUGCCAUCACAUGUUUCACCUACCUUGCAUAGAUAAGUGGCUCUUCAGACAUGGUUCUUGCCCAUUAUGCAGAAGGGAUCUGUAAUUUUGUAUAUGCUUAGUACAGACCGCUAAUAAUGUCCCUAUUUUAUUUUUGUUUUUGUUUAUAAGCUUAUUUAAUUCUAGGACUUACAUCUAGUGGGAGCCAUUGCAGUUUGAGUGGUAUCAUUGUACUAAAUUAGUGUAAAGAAAAUUUUGAGAUGAAACAGCUUCCACUUGUAUAUGGAGGAGAGUGAUUGACCCAUUUUCUAGCCCGUCUCCACUCUUUUUCUGCUCUUUUUUUUUUUUUUUUGAAUAAAGAACAAGAGACGGUGAUAUAA
Glycine soja is the source of this 1566-nucleotide messenger RNA. Its product is annotated as NEP1-interacting protein 1-like. The record is from RefSeq and is a predicted model, not a curated record. The transcript is spliced from 5 exons. The coding region runs from base 594 to 1292 and encodes 232 amino acids. Lineage: Eukaryota; Viridiplantae; Streptophyta; Magnoliopsida; Fabales; Fabaceae.